Messenger RNA from Penicillium odoratum, 1035 nucleotides. RefSeq names its product dihydroneopterin aldolase. The coding region runs from base 1 to 1035 and encodes 344 amino acids. The transcript has 2 exons. Gene Ontology annotation, biological process: folic acid-containing compound metabolic process. The record is from RefSeq and is a predicted model, not a curated record. Gene Ontology annotation, molecular function: dihydroneopterin aldolase activity. NCBI's taxonomy places the organism in Eukaryota, Fungi, Ascomycota, Eurotiomycetes, Eurotiales, Aspergillaceae. Gene Ontology annotation, cellular component: cytoplasm.
AUGGCCCAACCAAGCUCCACAGUCCACAUUCCUCAACCCCCACCCGUCCUGGACAACGUCCUACUCAAGGACAUUCAGCUCCCCCUCCCUGCAGCCCCAGAGGCCUGGCACCGUCCUGGCAAAGCCCAACCCUGUACCGCAAGCCUGAAACUUUCCUAUUCCUCCGCCAUUGCCUCCGCCGACACAGACAGCGUCUCCCUCUCCAUCGAUUACGGAAAGCUCUUCCGCCGCCUCGAAUCCGAUGUCCGCAACAUGGACGCUGCCUCUUCCCCGGAGCAGCCCCAUAUAGUAAGCUUGGACGGAACGCAGCGCGAAGAUAUGAAAAUCAGUGAUGUGGGCCAGGAUCCGCGCGUGACGGCGGGGAUUGUCGCGAAUGCGGGGCUAGGAAUGCUAGAUGAGACGGCAGCGGGAGUGCGGCGGAUGGCGCAUGUGCAGCCGAGCCCGCGGAAUGGAUUCUCGGGAGCCGGCAAUCUGAGUGCGACGCCAGCCACUUAUCCGAUCGAGGCGGAGUAUGGAAAGUGUGAAGUCUGGUUGCAUUUCCCGAAGGCGUUGUUGCGGGCCGAGGAGGGAUUGCGGUAUCGCAGUGUGACAGCUUGGGGAUACAAGCAGAGCGAUUUGCAGCAGAGGUGCCAGGUUGUAGUGGAGGAAGAGUUCCGCAUUGAGGGGAUUCGCUGCCAUUGUAUCUUGGGCGUGAAUGCGCACGAGCGUGUUGAGAAACAGGCGGUGAUUGUUUCGCUUCUGGUUACUGGGCCUGGACAAUUGGCCUGGGGCUCAACUGUUGUGGAGACUUAUCAGGCUAUGACGAGGGCUGUGGCUGAGCAAGUCGAUAAUACUACAUUCCAGACUGUGGAGGCGUUGGCCACUUUGGUGGCUCACAUUGCGACAGUAGAAUUUGGGAAUGAGCGGGUGACUGUUAGAGUUGAGAAGCCCAGUGCAUUGGCAUUUGUCCAGAGAUCGGGAGUUGAGAUCACCCGAUCCAAGGCAUUCUUCCAGAACCACGAGGUUAAUCGCUCAUCAUCGGUAGCCGCCUCUUGA